AUGUGCAACGAGUCGAGGCUCCUGGUCGACGACGAGGAGAAGUUCAUCAGAAAUGGCGAGCCCACGGAAGCUGCCAUCCGGGUCUUGGUCGAGAAGCUCGGCUGCCCGGACCAGGCGCUCAACCAGAGAUGCUACCAGAAAGACAAGAGGUCGAAGGAAGAUGCCAUGGCUUUCUCGCAGUACUGGGAGAAGGGCAUGGAGAAGAAGGCCGUCCUGGAAUUCAGCCGGGACCGGAAGUCCAUGAGUGUGCUGUGGAACGACAGCUCUGCUGGUAGCAACGUCCUCUUCGCCAAGGGAGCUCCGGAGAUGCUCGUAAAGCGAUGCUCCAAGAUCAUGCUGCCCGACGGAAAGGUCGAACCGCUGACGGACAAGUGGCGAAAUGCCAUCGAAGGUGAGCUGCAGUCCAUGGCACGGUCGGCGCUGCGAACCAUGGGCCAUGCGCUCCUCGCAGAGCCAGCGAAAUUCGCUGAGAUUGAGAUGACCUUUGUGGGCAUGGUUGGCAUCCUGGACCCCCCGCGACCAGAGUGUAGCCCCGCCAUUGAGGCAUGCCGCGUCGCCGGUAUCAGCGUCAUCAUGAUCACGGGUGACAACAAGACGACAGCUGAGGCCAUCUCCCAAAAGCUGGGGAUCCUGGCGCCUUCGGGCGGCCACAAGGAGAACUCCUUCACUGGACAGGAGUUCGAGGCGCUCUCCGAGGAUCGCAAGGUCGAGGUGCUGCAGAAGAUCAUGGAGCGCAGAGAUAUCGAAGGUGCAGUGUUUUCCCGUACUGAGCCCAAGCACAAGCAGCUUAUUGUCAAGAUCCUCAAGUCAUUAGACGAGAUUGCAGCCAUGACUGGCGACGGCGUCAACGAUGCCCCGGCUUUGAAGCAGGCCGACAUUGGCAUCGCCAUGGGCAUCGCAGGUACCGAGGUGGCGAAGGAAGCCUCCGACAUGGUCCUGGCCGACGACAACUUCACGAGCAUCGUGGCUGCCGUGGAGGAAGGCCGAUCCAUCUACAACAACAUGAAGGCCUUCAUCCGAUACAUGAUCUCGUCCAAUGUCGGAGAAGUUGCAGCCAUCUUCAUCACGGCUGCCCUCGGCGUGCCGGAGGGCCUCACACCAGUCCAGCUCCUUUGGGUGAACCUGGUCACCGAUGGCCCCCCGGCCACUGCACUUGGUUUCAACCCUCCUGACCUGGAUGUGAUGAAGAAAGCGCCGCGACGGAAAGACGACGCUCUGAUCUCCGUCUGGUCCUACGUCCGCUACUUCGUGGUCGGCGCAUAUGUCGGCUGCGCUGUCGUUGGCAUCUUCAUGUACUGGUACAUCCUGGAUGUCAACCCAGAUGGUCACAGCUUGGUCACAUUAGAACAGCUGCUGACAUGGGGCAACUGCCAGCAGUGGAAGGACCUCCUUGGCCUUCCCUCCUUUGUCCUGACACCGGAGCAGCGAAUUUCCGAGAUGGACUUCAGAGUAAACAGCUAUGAAGGUAUGAGCUGCGUGGCACAAGAGCAAGGGGGCUUCUCUAGCGAUCCAUGCUCGUACUUCACCGAGGGCAAGAUCAAGGCAUGGACACCGGCGUCCACGCUGUCCUUGACGGUUUUGGUGGUCAUCGAGAUGCUCAAUGCCUUCAACGCGUUGUCCGAGGACGGUUCAUUGGUGCAGAUGCCGCCUUGGGCCAAUCCGUACCUCAUUGUGGCCGCCAGCAUUUCCAUUGGUUGCCACUUCGUCAUCCUGUACAUCCCUGGCCUGGCCUGGGGCCCAGCCGGGCCGCGGCUCCCGCAGGGGACGAGACGCGCAGAGAAGUUCCGAAGGGAACGGAAGUGGGCACAGUUGCUACUUUGCGUAGACUUCGGUCAACGUGGGGCUUUGACGAGCCAUCAAGGAAGAUCGUCACGGACAGACAGAGAGACAGAGCAUACCUUGGCUGUUCGCCAGUUUUGA
Messenger RNA from Symbiodinium sp. CCMP2592, 1920 nucleotides. The record is from the annotation of a GenBank genome assembly. NCBI's taxonomy places the organism in Eukaryota, Dinophyceae, Suessiales, Symbiodiniaceae.